This is a messenger RNA of Rasamsonia emersonii CBS 393.64, 288 nucleotides long. RefSeq lists its product as uncharacterized. Bases 1 to 288 code for a protein of 95 amino acids. The transcript has 4 exons. The record is from RefSeq and is a predicted model, not a curated record. Lineage: Eukaryota; Fungi; Ascomycota; Eurotiomycetes; Eurotiales; Trichocomaceae.
AUGGAGAACGCAGUCACUAUUCCCAGUCAGGGAGGACAACAUGGACACGGUCCUUUGGCCGUGUUUACGUUGGAAAUCGAGCUGUCAACAGGCGACGGCCUGUGCGUGGCAAUAAGAGAAAGAGCCCUCUCCACUAUCGCCACAGUUUCCCUGCAAAGUUUACAAACGCGCCGCCCUUCGACGUGUCACACAACAGUCCACUGCCAGUAUGACACGAUCCAGGAUGGGUAUCAGAUAUGCGACAUGCACGAGCACCUCUUGGGUUCUGAAAUUAUCUUAACUACGUGA